This is a messenger RNA of Papilio polytes (common Mormon), 2412 nucleotides long. Its product is annotated as nose resistant to fluoxetine protein 6-like. Bases 262 to 2202 code for a protein of 646 amino acids. Lineage: Eukaryota; Metazoa; Arthropoda; Insecta; Lepidoptera; Papilionidae. Gene Ontology annotation, molecular function: acyltransferase activity, transferring groups other than amino-acyl groups. The transcript is spliced from 12 exons. The record is from RefSeq and is a predicted model, not a curated record.
CUUCAUACAAAUUGAAUUCGAUACUUCAUAUGCGUCAUUUACUAAUCUAUCUUAUUUAGACAAACUAUGGUAAACUUGAAUUAGCGAAGCUCCGACAAGAUAUGACCCAUGUCUAUUAAGAUUGCAGAAAAUAUAAAAACCACACAUCUGAAGGUCCUUUAUAUGAAGUCGAUGAAACGAGGCUGUGUUGUAGCUGUCGCGUUACACGUUGAAUAGCCGUUGCUGUGCUCAUAUUCAAGUGUCGUUCGCGGGGUUGUCAACAUGUGGAUUAUUGUGUUGUCUUUCGUUUUAAUAUUCAACAUCUGCGAUGGAAUUAUUUAUCAUUUGAACGACUCGGAGCACCAGCGUAUGCCGGACCUCUUCGACUUGGACCGUUAUGAUUCCUGUCUGGCGAACUAUGGAGGUUUAUAUUGUGUCAUGAGAGUUGAUUUAUUUUCAGAUGCGAACAACAAACUCAUGAACCAAAUUAAAGAAUAUUCAGCGUAUACAUCUAAACAUUAUGACUACACGUACAUAAACAGAGGUGUGUGCGUCACACACACAUGCAAAGAUUUCAUUAAAAACAGAGAUUUAGAAAAAUAUGAUAAACGACAUGAAGUGAUCGAGGAAUGUAUGAAUGCAACUUUGUUUAGACAAUAUGGAUUACAAGCUAACGUUACUCAGAUAUAUAACUGUGAUAAGUAUGGUGAAAACACACAAAUUGAUGCCACAGACUGGAUAGUGGCUGGAGUGAUAGCCGCUUUACUCCUGUUAGUGAUUUUAUUCACAUUGUAUGAUAUUUCACAGAUUAAAAAUAUAAAUAACCAAGAAAGUUUGUUGAUGAAUUUUUCAUUGCGCAAAAAUUGGAAUGAUUUAGUGAAUACGGAAAAUUCAGAUCCGAGACGUAAACGACUGGAGGGGCUGCGCGGUGUCAGGGCGAUUACGAAUUGCCUCAUGAUAUUGGCCCACGUGUUCUUCAUCAAUAUGACGGGUUUUAUCGACUCCCCUCAUGCAGUUGAAAAGACAUACGAAUCAUUUCAGUAUUAUCUGGUAUAUAACGGGCUGCUGAUAGUCCAGAUAUUCUUCUUUAUGUCAGCUUUCCUGCAGUCUUACUUGAUGCAUCUACGUUCAGAAGUAGCGCCCUUCCAGUGGUCCGAGAUGCCCAUGAUACUGUUUGCGAGGUGGUGGAGGCUAAGUCCGUCGUAUGCAGUUCUGCUGGCGUUCUCAGCGACGUGGCUGAGACACUUGGGGUCGGGGCCGCUGUGGAGGCUGUAUGUGAGCGACUCCCUGGUGGCGCAGUGCCGUCGCUACUGGCCCCAACACCUGCUCUACAUCAACAACUAUGUCGCUGGUGACACCGACUGUCAAGUGCAAACAUGGCACAUAGCCGUGGACAUGCAACUGUUCGUGGUGACGAUGUUGGCAUACAUGUGUACGGGUGGGCGGGGGCGCGGCUGGCGCGGCGCGCUGGCCCUGCUGCUGCUGGCGGGGCUGCUGGGGCCGCCGCUGCACGUCUGGCUGCAGGACAUGGAGGCAAUAGCUAUGGCCACACCGCAGUUUUUCCGUCGACUGGCGAACACUCCCACAUUCCGUUCGUUGCACAUACUGUUUUACAAUAACCUCACCUGCUACGUCGGCGGCCUCGCCACCGGCACUCUCGUCUACCGGCUGCAGAAGGACAACGUAGACCUGUCUAAAUAUAAGAAGUGGGGGGUGCUGAGCUGGCUGCUGGUGCCGGGCAUUGCGUGCUUGUUCCUGACGGGGCGAGGUUUCUACGAGGCGGGGGCGGGGCUGGAGUCGGGGGGCGUGUCUGGGGGCGUGUCCGGGGGCGUGGCGGCGCGCGCGCUGUACGCAGGCGGGCACCGCCUCGCCAUGGCCGUGCUCGUCGCACUCAUUGUUAUUACCCUCACUAUGAGUCUCUGUGAUAGUUUUUGUGGGUUGUUAUCGUGGCGCGGCUGGGCGGUGCCGAGCCGGCUGUCGUACAGCGUGUAUUUGGUACACAUGAACCUGGUGCACGCGGCGCUCGGCCUGCGCACGCAGCUCGCCACCGUCUCACCAUUCAAUAUGCUGGUGACGUACUUCGGUAUAGUGGUGAUGUCGGUGCUGGUAGCUCUGCCGUUUUACCUGGUGGUGGAGGCUCCGCUGGCCAGCCUCCUGUUGUCUCUCUUUAGGGGUAGACAGCAAUUAGAAAAGCAACACAUCAAUGGCAAGAAAACUACGUAGGAUCUGUGAUGACGCAACGAAAGUUAGAAAGUUGUACUCUGAGCCGUUCCUUAGUUAAUAAGAGACACUAAAGUUAAAGUGUAGAUUAUUCAUUGUGAAUCUAUUUUCUUUUGGUAUUUAUGUUUACACUAAUGAUUACUUAUAGAUUGAAUUAAACAUCGACUUAAUGUGACAGUUUGUAGUAUUUUUUUAAAUAAUAAUUUAUUAAGU